Lathyrus oleraceus (garden pea) is the source of this 552-nucleotide messenger RNA. RefSeq lists its product as uncharacterized. NCBI's taxonomy places the organism in Eukaryota, Viridiplantae, Streptophyta, Magnoliopsida, Fabales, Fabaceae. Bases 1 to 552 code for a protein of 183 amino acids. The transcript has a single exon. The record is from RefSeq and is a predicted model, not a curated record. Gene Ontology annotation, molecular function: zinc ion binding; nucleic acid binding.
AUGAAGCAGAAGUUUAAGGGGUCAUCAAGAGUUAAGAAAGCACAACUCCAAACCCUAAGAACUGAAUUCGAAAUUCUGAAGAUGAAAGAAGGGGAAACUAUCAAUGCCUAUUUUGUAAGAACACUUUUAAUUGCCAAGAGGAUGAAAGCAUGCUGUGAGAGUCUCAAAGAAGCUGAUAUCACAGGGAAAAUUCUUCGAUCCUUAGAUACAAAAUUCAACUAUGUGGUAAGUUCGAUUGAAGAAUCAAAUAAUGUUGAUAUUUUAAUUGUGGAUGAACUAAAAAGUAGCAUUUUAAUUCAUGAAAAAAGGAUGAAAUCAUUGUUAGAAGAAACUCAAGCAUUAAAAGUUACAAAUGAAGAGCGAGAUGGACGAGGCAAAGACACAUUUAGGGGUCAACGAAGAGGCGGGGGCAGGCAAUUCUUUGACAAAUCUGCUGUUGAAUGCUUUAAAUGUCAUAGUUUAGGGCAUUUUCAGUAUGAAUGUCGUAGUUCAAAGAAGCGGGCUCACUAUGUCGAGAUCGAUGCUAAAGAUGAAAUAUUGUUAAUGACGUAG